Molecule: messenger RNA, 2570 nt
Organism: Callorhinchus milii (elephant shark)
Lineage: Eukaryota; Metazoa; Chordata; Chondrichthyes; Chimaeriformes; Callorhinchidae
Product: serine/arginine repetitive matrix protein 2
Exons: 11
Coding region: 204-2183 (659 amino acids)
Molecular function (GO): ubiquitin protein ligase activity
Source: RefSeq, a predicted model, not a curated record
CGGUGUUGCUGUUCGGGGUGAAGGGGAACUCACACUCCGCGGAUGUGCACAAACCGGAAGUGAAAACUGAUCAAAUUCCUACACCGGAAGAGAAGAGCAGCGACUGAUCACAGAGACUGAGGCGGAUAUAAAACCCUCGCGAGGAAAUCACUCGGUCGAUGAACACAUUAGGGAUCAAGUGAAUUGCUUGAAAUACUGGAGACAUGGAGCCCGGGAGCCCUGAUCCCCUCAACACGGGAUAUCGGUUCGAUCCGGAUUCCGGGAGGUCGGAGUUUGAGAUUCCCGAAACCCCAAGCCCUGUUUUUGACAAGAACAGUAAACUACGGAGAUUGGGAACUGCCUCCUCCACAAGCACCGUUAAUAGUGGCGGCACAAGACCAAGAGCUAUGGACGGAUCGGUGAUGAUGAACAGUGCGAGGAAGCGCCUUUCGAUGCUGCCCUCCUCCCCGAUUCGGAGAUCCGAUAGGUACGCGAGGGAGAGACUUGUAGAAGCAACUCGUGACUCUUUGCUAAGUGUGACCAAAAUCACUUUAAGCCCAAGAGAAAGUAAACAUCGAGCAGGUGAAGCUUCGAAACCGGCUGCUAGGAGAGAGAAGAGCUCAGAAAGAGCCGGCUCUAGCAAAGGAGGUUCACAGUUACUUCUGCAGAGUUGUCAAGGGUUGGGUGCGGUGUCAGGCUCGAGAGGGUCUUCUUCCAUUCUUAACAAGAGGAUCUAUGGCAGUUACACAAAUAGCCGGACCCUGGCGUCAGCCAAUUCCUCGCACUCUCCAGCGAUUAAAAAAGCAAAGCCGUCAACGGUUGGAUCAUUGAAAGCAAAUACUAACUGUUUACAGUCUUGGAGUUCACCUACCAAAGAGACCAAUGGCACUGUGAGCGCCACAUCAACACCUACAAGGAAGGGUAAUGCUCGCACCUCAUUGCUACCCUCCAAGAGUAAUGCUCGCACCGCAUUGCUACCCUCCAAGAGUAAUGCUCGCACCUCAUUGCUACCCUCAAAGAGUAAUGCUCGCACCUCAUUGCUACCUUCCAAGAGUAAUGCUCGCACCUCAUUCUUACAGUCCGAGAGUAAUGAACGAUCCACAUUGUUACCUUCAAAGAUUAAUGAACGGUCCACAUUGUUACCCCCAAAGAGUAAUGAUCACAUCUCAUUGAUACCCUCAAAGAGUAACGAUCACACCUCAUUGAUACCCUCAAAGAGUAAUGAACCAUCCGCAGUGAUACCUACAAGGAGAAAUGAUGGCGCCACAUUUACAUCUGCAGAGAGCAGUGACUGGGCUACAUUCACACGUCCAGCAGAGCAGAAGAGUGAGCAAGCAGAAGCUUCCAUCUCCAGCCUUCAUCAGUGCACCAACAGCUCACCAGCCACCUCGACUGUAAACCCUGCUCCACUUACCCUUUUGGAAAACACUAAUCACUGGAUUGAUCUGGACGGGAGUGAUGAUGAAGUAGUGGCUAUUUCAGAGCCAAGCAGCCGAGACCCCCAGGUUAUGGUGAUCAUUGAUGAUAAUACAGCUGUUCAGCUUGCUCAACUCGAAGAGGAUGAAGUAUUUGCCAGGCAUCUUCAGGCUCAGUUUGAUAUGGAAGCUCUGCAAUACGGCAGGGAGAAUGUUGCUACAGGGAGACCAUCAAAUGCAGCAGAAACCAGCAAUUUCUGUGGGAUACCCGGCUGUGGUGGGUAUGAAGCUUUCUUAGCACCUGUGGACUUUGGAUACUGUAGGAAACCUGGAUGUGGUGAAUAUCUAAACCCAAGCGACAGAAGACCAGCAGAAAUUGAUUCUGUUCUUCAAGAUCUGCAGGGAUUUUUUGACCAAAGAUAUGAGAGAGAGGGUUAUGAGAGAAGGGAACAAAGAUUCCGCAGGAGGCGAAAUGCUUAUGUGAAUGACGGUAAUGACUAUGAGGACCUCUUAGCUUUCGAAGAUCACCAAGGUUCAGUCGUUUCACAGAAGAAACUCAGUGUUGCAGAAAUCAAUCGUUUACCAACAAAGUUCUUUGAUCCAGCUCACGCCGCAGGGAAAACCCAGUGUUACAUCUGCUUUAGUGACUACUUGCCAACUGAGAAGCUUAGAAUCUUGCCCUGUAUUCAUGAUUAUCACAUUCAAUGCAUUGAUCGCUGGUUAAAGGCAAACUCCAGCUGUCCCAUUUGCAGAGUUGAUAUUAACUUGGAAUCUGCUGGACUGAUGUAGGAGAUUUACUGACCGGAAGGUCAUCAAUGAGCCAUACUUUAAUGCAAUAUCAUUCCGGUAGCUCGAUUGUUUUUUAAGGGGAGAUGCUUUCAGAAACUUAGCGAUGGAUGGAUGAAAACAAAUCUUGCUGUGUGUGCAUAUGCUAAGUUUGAUUUUUCUAUGUAUUGUAUACAAUAGAAGUGAGGAUACUCAGGAUUUUAAAUAUAUACUACUGAUACAGUUGAAUGCAGGGAUUAUUAUUAUUACAAUGCAUCUCAACCUCAGAUUUUGAAUUUUUUUAAAAUAAAAUAAAACUUGACGGUGGAAAAUUUUAUGUUUUCUGAUCUGUACUUAAAUUUCUGUAAAAGUGAUUCAUAAUUAUAUCUAAUUUUAUGUUUGUUAAUAAAA